Molecule: messenger RNA, 1482 nt
Organism: Diachasma alloeum
Lineage: Eukaryota; Metazoa; Arthropoda; Insecta; Hymenoptera; Braconidae
Gene: aos
Product: protein giant-lens
Exons: 4
Coding region: 503-1393 (296 amino acids)
Source: RefSeq, a predicted model, not a curated record
UGUACCCCGUGGGCACCAUUCUACGACCGACAGUCACCUACUAUUCAUCGACGAACAUUUUUGGUCGAAACUAAAAGUCAUAACGUGAAUUGAAAAAUUCGUACAAUUUUCAAAAUAGUACUUUUUAGAAAAACCAUAUUAUAUUUUCUUAUCGAACAUUUUUUUGAAUUGUUGAGGGACAACGUAAAUUAAAUGGUUUGUUUAUCCUUAACUGGAGUGGAAUCAAAGUUAUAAAUGGACAUUCACGUGGUGUUAAGCCCAAGUUGCGGUCCAAGAUGAUACGAAAGAUAAAAUAGAAAUUGAUUUAAUAGUGUUGUUCGUUGUCCUCUUCAAUCAAUCAAUUAAUGGGAAAGAUGCACAGUUAUGUGAAAUUGGAAAAUUGUCCCUGAUGAUGUGACUGUGAUUAGUUAACUCGAGAAACUGACUAAUAUUGAUUUAUUGAAAAUUAAAAAUCAAUUAACUUGGCUUGGAGUGCAAAAUACGAGAUUCGUCGACAAACAAAAUGGAAUCUCCUAAGAGAAUUUGUUUGUUUCUAACAUUGUGCCUUGUGUUUACUAAGUGCCUUGGUAAUUUACUCGGUGUUGAGAUGGAUGAUGCUGGUGAAGAGUUUCUGCAUGAGUACCUGUCACUGGAUGAAAGCAGGUAUCUGGCAAAACUACAGGAGUUUCAGGAUUCCGCUAUUGAGAUUGAUUUGAUCAAUACUAAAAAACAUCAUAAACGACCGGAACAGGAGCCCCGCAUUGUUUAUCAAAUUGGGAAGAGUGAAGAAGAGCUGCCAGAGUGCUUGGAUAGGAGUGAGGUAUGCAGCAAAGUUGAUUUAUAUGGGGAUCCGUGGGUGGAGAGGCAGUGCAGAUGUCCUGGUGGACGCACAUGUCCGAGCACUAUACAUGCUGACGAUGGACACACGAUUGUUGAUAAGACCAGGCAGUAUAAGCUCUGUGAACCUGUUAAGAGACUACCUAUUUGUCGUUAUUUCAAAGAUAUCACAUGGACAUUAGCCCCAGGAGUUGGUCCCAAUAAUUCAACAGUUCAGCAAGUUCACUGUAGGUGUCGUCCAGGAAGUGUUCCUUAUCUCGUAAGGAGAUCAACCCACAAACUACCCCAAGGCAAUGCCACCUUCAUCUACGCCUUUGCCUGCUCACCACAGAGUCGCUUGAGGUGUCAACAUAAAGAACCCUGUCGUCUCUUCACAGUGCGCAAGCGACGAAGCUCCCAACUGGAAGAAGUUAACGCGUCACCUCUCUGCCAAUGUCCAAAGGGCAAUAGAUGUCCCAGGAGACACACAGACCCAGGCUCUCUUCCAGCAAGAUCAUACCGUGGCGCCCUUGAAAUCAAAACCUACAGUGGUUACUGCGUCCCAAUUCAUCACACCGAGCCAGUCUACACCGUUUGAUCAUCUCUUACUCUAAAGGAUUAACAAUCCCAAUGAUUAUGACCAAUCUCAAACAAUUACAGUAGACUCUCGUUAUAGUCGCACUCACG